Labeo rohita (rohu) is the source of this 6551-nucleotide messenger RNA. RefSeq names its product NXPE family member 3-like. Bases 554 to 2248 code for a protein of 564 amino acids. The record is from RefSeq and is a predicted model, not a curated record. The transcript has 11 exons. NCBI's taxonomy places the organism in Eukaryota, Metazoa, Chordata, Actinopteri, Cypriniformes, Cyprinidae.
CUCUGAAGAGGUUUUAAAGGUUUAACUUAAACAAGUUAAUAAAAGACUCAAAAGGCUGAGUAAUUAUAGGCAUAAUUCUAUGGUUUAUAUUGAUCCAAGAUCAAUGAAAAUAUUCUACACUGUUUAAAUUAAUUACAUUAGACGAGAAUGAUACAGGGGAGGGGGGAGUUAAACAAACUCCUCUGUUUGUUCAUGGAAGGUACAUGCGCUGAUGCUUAAAGCAACAACGCGAAAAAAAAUUGAUCAUAGUGCACUGCGUGUCUGUGCUCGAUCAUGAUUUCUUUAGUGAGGUAGACUGAGAACUGCGGCACAUUGAAGGACAAGUGCUUCUAAGAUUAAUGAAUUAAAAUUUUUAUAAAUCUGUUCUCUAAAACAAAGUACAGCUUGGAUAGUCUGAGAGUUACAUAUGGCAUGAACAGUAUGAGGGCACACCUAUUACAUUAACAAGCUGGACUGGCAUUCUGGAAACACUUCGACUACUGAACUUCAUAACAAAGCAGCAAGUUGUACCAUUACUUGGUAAUGUAUCUUAAAAUGCAGGAAAGCAUUGGAUAUGACCAUGCGCAUGUUACCCACAGCUGAUUAUUCAGUUUACAGGAUAAAACAUUGUUUCAUUUGCUCGUUACUGCUAUAUCUUGCAGUCAUCUGUAUGACUUUAUGGAUAUUCCUAGAAUAUGGUUGUCAGAGACAGCAAUUCCAGGUCCCAAUUCCUAGACGUGCUAAACAGACACAAACAAAUUCCUCUUCUGUAAUUUCCGCACUUGACAUGGGAAUCAGCGUUGAGGAGUGGGGAAGACUACAGAAGGCUCUGGACUGGCCUGGUCCAGAUCAAGAAAUCACUCAGCUGAAUCUGAGCACAAGUCCAGUCCACUCAACAUUCUCCAUUGUGGGACUCAAAAAGAGUUACAAAGUAGGAGAAAACAUCUCCAUUCUUAUCACAGCCAGAGACCACAACAACAACCUGAAGACAUAUGGAGGAGAUUUUUACAAAGCAAAGCUUUUCAAUUCAAAACUAAAGGCAAGUGUAUAUGGGGAGGUUGUAGAUCAUCGCAAUGGGACUUACGCAGUUACACUUCUUCUGCCCUGGGAAGGUCAGUCACAAGUUUUUGUACGUCUUGAGCACUCCAGUGAGGUUGUGCAGAUUCUUAAAAAAUACAGAGACUCUUCAUUCCCACGUAGCCACUAUAAUGGCCACUUUGAAGGGCCAGGAAUCAAUAACACCAAGAUCAGUGAAGUGGUACAAUGUAAUCUUAAGUGGGGUGCAGAAGGAAGUUGGAGGAAAGGAGACUGCUGUUGUGAGUAUAAGGAUAUAAAAACAAAGACGGUGUGGCAGUGUGAGAGACCGAAGAAACUUUCUUGUGACUAUCUGGUUCAUCACUCAAUGGGAAAUUUGGAAAACCCAUUAAAUUCUGCUGAAAAGCAAAUUUUCACAAUGAAAUUAACAAAUGUUGCUAUUACUGGUGACACACAAGUCAUAACUGUCCUUCCCAACACUGCAGGCAUUGGCACAAUGGAGAGAUGCAGAUCUGGCUUGACAACACCAGUACCUGCUGGGUUCUAUUUCAGCGAUGUUUGGGAGUCUUUUGUAUGCAACGCUCAACAGUUCAAUUCUACACAAAUGGGAAAGUGUCUUGAAAACAAGAUCAUCUACUUGUUGGGAGACUCCACCACAAGGCAGUGGUUUGAGUAUUUGGAAAAGAAUGUGCCAGGCAUAAAAAGAAUGGACCUCCACACUCCUCGUACAGGUGGACCCCUGAUGGCUGUGGAGUUGAAAAAUAAUAGUAUUAUUCACUGGCGUCCACAUGGUGUUCCUUUGCGAUUUACUAAAAUGCUCAUUACCGACCUGCAUUAUAUUGGCAAUGAUAUUGAUGAAAUAGCUGGUGGUCCUCAUGCAGUUGUUAUCUUCACAAUUGCUGCCCAUCUAGUUUUUCACCCAAUAACAUUUUAUGUUCAUGAAGUGGCCAAAAUCCGUCAGUCUGUUGCUGCACUGCUGAGGCGUGCACCAGAGACCACCAUCAUCAUCAAAUCUGGAAACACUGGAGGACAAAAGAACAUUUUUCAAAGUGACUGGUAUACAUUGCAGCUGAACACAGUGAUGCGGGAGAUGUUCAGAGAUAUUGAUGGAGUAAUCUACUUUGAUGUAUGGCAGAUGACUUCCUGUCACUAUAUAACUGAAAAUGUUCACCCAGAACCUGUGAUCAUUGGUAAUGAGGUCAACAUGUUGCUCUCAUAUGUCUGUCCCGCCUGACUUCUGCACAGAUUCUGCACAAUAUUAUAUUUUGUGUGUGUGUGUGUGUGUGUUGGUUUUGGGGGAUUACAAGGACAUUUCACCAGUUUACAUACCAGCAUUAUAAGGACAUUUGGGAUUACAAGGACAUAGGACAUGUCCUUAUAAUUCAAACUAGAGUUGGGGUACUCGGACUUAUCACGGACUCGGAUGCAUUUUUACCCGGACUUGAUUCAGACUCUUGAUUUCGAGCGUUUCGGAAAUAUUCAGAGUCCAGGGACAGACGGAAAUGUCACUGACUCGAUGCAUUAUCACGAAAGUGAUAUUUAUGGAGCCAAGCCCCUAGGAGGCGAUGUUGAACCUACAAUGGUAGGCAGGACUCUUUUUAAAUACUUUCGAUUAGCAGCAUUUCAAUUGUUUGGCGUGCACGUGGUUGUCCGUCGCUGGAAGAACAAUCGCUGUUGAUUUUUAGAUGUAGGUCUUAGAAGUUUUCAUGCUGGUUAUUCUGAAUUAAAUACUUUGUGGAUACUGAAUGAUCAACACUGCAUAUUGCACUCAACUGGAGAUGUUUUGAGACUCCUAUAUUUGUUAACUUGGGUUGGACGAGUGGCAGACGCUGAACGAGCAGUACAGCAUACUGCACGUGAGGGUUGACGAUCUAUGGAAGUGGAUGUGUAAAAUCAACCCAUUCUCACUCCCAAGGCGUCAAAAACUGCAGUACAGUCAACGGCGCCCCUCGGCGUCAAAUAUUGACGAACUGGGAUCUACAUUGAUUUCAAUGGGAAACUUUUGGCGUCAGAACACAGACGCCAAGGACGCUAUUAAAUCACGUUCAAGAAGUCUCAUUCAGCACACGUAGCGAUAUUUGCCAUCAGUUCACGUGUGCCACAGGUUGGCUGAAAAGACCUUAAGGAAGCAGCUGGCCCAGUCUUGUUUGUGGAGAGGUAUUCAUUCAGAAACAGAGAAGACAGAAAGCUGCAGAGGGAGACAUUUGCAGUGUUAGGGUUUCUUGCAGACAACGCUGUCCUUCUCCAUUAUGCACAAGGCCCUCUUUAACUUUUUAUCCCCCACUCAUACAGAAAUGGCACCGGAUCAGUAUUAAGACUUUGCAGUUGUUGUUUUUUGUUGUUGUUGUUUUCAGAAUGUUUUAGAAGUUUUCAGAAGUUUAUUUGUAUAACUAUCAUUAGAUACAUUUUUGUAAUUAACUGCUUUUUUUAUUCUUCAUAGUGGCAAGAACAAGCUUGGUGACAGGAUGCAGUGCAGUAGUUUGGGCACUAUGUUUGACAUCAGUAAAUACUGGGAAAUGCUUACAAAACUAUGCUUUUCAUUAUGCUUUAUUUAUUUAUUUAUUUAUUUAUUUAUUUAUUAAGUUUUUAUUCUUAGCAUUAAAAUGGUAGAGAAUUACAGAAACACAAAGUGAAUGUAAAAAAAAAAGAAUAUAUUUAUAACUUUAAAACGCAAUGUAAUUUACAAUGUAAAUGCUAGAAGCACAUUAUUUAAUUAGUAAAUGUACAUGUCUAUGGUCAAAAUAAAUAAGUUAUCUAUUGAAUUUAAUUAGAUAAAUCUAUGGGUUAAGGCUACAUGGAAUAUAGCACAUCAAUACUGCCCAAUUUUUGUCAAGAAUAAUUACUGUAGGUGUAGACGUUAAUAAAACACAAUCUAAUAGGUAGCUAAUUUAAUGUAUUAUUAACCGAAUCUGUCCCUUCAGCCGAAAAACGGAAGAAAUUUGUCAUAAAUGACCAUGGACAAGUACAUGUGACGCCUCUGUUCAGCUGGGAUGUUAGUGGCUGUGAAGUUCCUUUGUCACCCGCAGGACUCGCUGUGAUUGAAUUAUCUUUUAACCCAUAUUAAACAGCGCAUUAUGUUACAAAAGUAUGUUUUGCUGAUGUUAUUACGUUGGUAAUAUAUUAAGUUAACAAUGAAGUAUUGCUAUGUUGAGAGAAAUUACUCCUUUAGCCAGAUCCUAACCCAAGCGUGACUUCAGUGAACUACAAAUAACAGUUUUCCGUUCCAUCGACAGAAUGACAGACGCUUAUGGGUAAUGUAGUUUAAAACGUUUUAUUAAUAAAAUGAAAUAUUAAAUAUAAUAUUUUUAAUGGAAAACUGGAUAUCUAAAUAUGUUCAUUGUGCAAACCUCUAUGACAUAUUUGAGAGGCAGGCUUAAAUUUGGUAUUUUACUGUGAGCAAUAUUUAAAAUGCCUUUAUAACAGGUUUUCAUAUAUUUCUGAAAACUGUGCCCAACAUUAUUUAAUCAACAUAGCAUAAGUAGUAAUUCUGCUGAUUUUCUCUUUGAUAGGUUAAUCGGACUCUAAUUUACGGCCAUUUGAAAUAUGCAUUUUUUGGCUUUUCCAGGGGGUGCUACUGAGCCCCUGGGGGUAGAAGGGCAGUAAAACAUACAUACAUGUUCUCCUCAUCAUGGACAACAAACUGUGUUGAGUCACAUUUAUAUCUGACAGUUUUCACAGUCCACCCUUUUCUAUUCUUUUCUAUUCUAUUCCUUUUCUAUAUAGCCUUUGACAGGACAUUGUGAGGCCAUCUGAUGGAACAGAAAAAUUUUAAAGAAAUGCUUUAAUAAUAAUAAUAAUAAUAAUAAUAGAUUAUUUCUUAGAUUUUAAACACCAUAAAUAUAAUGGAUGAACCUGCAACAACUUGCCAUUAUCUCUUCCCCACUGUUAAGCAGUAGUCAAAGACAAUUUAUAUACAUUGUGAUAUUUCACUAAUACUAUUACACAAGGACAAAUUCAUGCAGUAGUAAAAAUCACAAUAUAAAAUAAUAAUAAUAAUAAUAAUAAGCAAAAAUCCGUGUAAAAAUGUCCUCCUCACCCCCUUAUCUUGCUCCUCACAGGCCGGGCAUCAGUAAUGUGCAUGCUCUUGGUUUUAAUGCAGUACAAGAUCAUUCCUGGUACAUUCUCAGUUAUCCCUUAAGUGUUUAUAGCAAUAAAGCCCAUGGUAGCAUGUUGUAACACAAAAUAAUUAAUCUUGUAAUUCCCUUUAUUUCACCAAAAAUUGGCAUAUUUGUCACUAAACUAAACUUUUUGGUGUAUUGUUGUCCCAAAUAUCAUUAAUCUGAUCAAAAAUGUUUAUGUCUUAGUUAAAAAUAAUCAUGGUAAUUAACUAUAUGUAGUUUUUCAAGUAUAAAUAUACACAAAUGAGCCUACCAAAUUAUGUAUUUACCAAGAAUUUUCAAUACACAAUAUUCACCAUAUUCAUUUUAUUGAAGCAUACAGCAUAAAGUUGAUAAAGUAGCAUCAGGACAAAUGAGAUUUAAGAAAAAUAAUAAUGGAUUAUUAAAAAUACAUUAACAUCAUACAUUAAUCAGUUCACUGCAGCUGAAGACACACAAAUGAGUGACAAAAUGUCCUUAAAGUCACACAGUCCAUUCCAGUCAACUUUGAUACAGAUCAUGCGGUACAUGUAAGUCAUUUGAUACUGUUUGAGAAAAUAAUGAUUCAUUAUCAUCGCAUCUAAACUGGUGUCUUGCUCUUCUCCGUCCAUUUCCCCAUCAUGAUCGUCUCCUGUCAUGUCUGUAAACAGUUUGUGGUUGAUAUCCAGCACUGAUGUGGUGUAGCUUUUUCUCAGCCAGAGGAUCUCUCACUCCUGACAUUCCAUUUUCAUACAGUUCCCAGACCUGGUCAAAACGUAAAACAAAAAAACACAAGAUGAAUUUGUUUAAUGGACAGUCAGCUCAUCUUAUGUUCUGCGUGAUGUUGGGUGAGCAACUAUGGCCCUUAAGGUACUGUACACAUACUUUUUUAAAGAUUUUAAGACUUUUUGAGAAGCUUUUUCUUUGAAGACAAUUUACAACUUCCUAAAAUGCUGUACUACAUUAUAAAGCAUUGCUUCAGUAUAGACAUACCAGUGGACAUGCGCACUUUGCUGUCGUCUUUGUUUGGACGCAAGAUGGCCAUAUUCAUUCCUCAACCUGAACAAAGGACUUCCUUGGUCUUCCUUCCUUUCUACUUCCUACUCUAUGUGCAAUUAAUAUUGCUCCUUAAAAAUAUAAUUAAGUUCAUUUCAAAUAAUAUUCAGACCAGAGCAUUUGAUGUAUAAAUGUUGAUUCAAAAAAUUCUAGAAAAUGUUCCUGGGAAGGGCUGAUCACAGCAAGACUCGUUGAGACUUUUAGUUUUUAGGAAGGUUUGUGAGGGUAGGCUUGUAAAAGAGCUGUUGAUUUUGAUAUUGUAGAAACCUGGAAAAGAAGGACAGCACAAUCUGUGAGUAAUCCUGUAAGACAGAAAAAGAAGAACAUAUUAUUACAUUACAUGCAACUUGUUGGUUUACACAAUGUGGGUUUUCUUUGUUUUUUAGACUGUAAAAACAGCCUCUG